UGGAAGGUGCUCCUGCUGUCCUGCUGUCCUCCUGAAAUGCUGGACAGCGACACAGCUUGGAAUCUCCCCUGGCUGCUCAUCCCUAGGACUGGAGAAGCUGACUGUGGGGACCAAGGCUGCUGCACAUCCCACAUCUACACCAGGAUCCUGUAAAGAGAAAUAGUGGAGAGAGUCUUAGGAGAAGAAGCAUAAAAGGGAAUAGAAGCAAAGAAGAAGAAAGACUGCUAAGAAAGCAGAAGGGAGGAGGAGAAGAAGGAGGCAGGGCAGUGAUCAGUAUCCAAUGGGAGCAGCCCCAGUGAGCUGCAGCAACUCAGCAGACAAGCUCCGGCUUCUGGAGUUGCACAGUGCUGGAGUCGCUUUCCUCUCUGAGGACAUGAGGGCAGCUGGAAGAAACUCCUUAUUUUCUUCCUCAAAAUAAUAAGUUCGUUGACAGCAGUUAGGGCAAGUCAACCAAGAUAUAAGAUGCUUCUCUUAUGGACAACAUCUUAAGAAAUUCCCCAGAGACUGUGCUCAGACAGAUUUUUUUCAGGAUGUAAAUACCAUAUUGUUAUUAUCUAAAAAAAUCUAUAAAAAUAAUGGAUGUUCACAGAAGACCAUGUUGGACUGUUUUACCAGACACAGUGUGGCUUUAAGCUGAGCACAUCCAAGACGUUUGGAUUAAAAAUUCAUAACUCUGCUAACAAGGAAACUCUUUCUACCAUGAGAUUAACAAGCACAUCUGGGAUCUGUCCAGUUCUAGUAUGUCUCUGUUUUGUGCAGAGAUGUUAUGGAACAACCCAUCACAACUCUAUCAAAGUGACCAGAAAUCAAACCAAACACAUAGAAGGAGAAACAGAAGUUCAUCACCGGCCAAAACGUGGAUGGGUCUGGAAUCAGUUCUUUGUUUUAGAAGAACACAUAGGACCAGAGCCUCAGUAUGUGGGCAAGUUGCACUCAAAUUCGGACAAAGGUGAUGGAUCUGUGAAAUACAUAUUAACUGGUGAAGGAGCUGGAACAAUAUUUAUCAUAGACGACACAACAGGGGACAUUCAUGCAACAAAAAGUCUAGACCGUGAACAAAAGUCACAUUAUGUUCUACAUGCACAAGCUAUCGACAGGAGAACCAAUAAGCCACUUGAACCAGAAUCGGAGUUUAUUAUCAAAGUGCAAGAUAUUAAUGAUAAUGCUCCUGAAUUUCCUGAUGGACCUUAUAUUGUCACGGUUCCAGAAAUGUCUGACAUUGGUACUUCUGUUAUUCAGGUGACAGCUACAGAUGGUGAUGACCCUACAUAUGGAAACAGCGCUAGAGUUGUUUACAGCAUACUUCAAGGACAACCUUAUUUUUCAGUCGAUCCAAAAACAGGCGUUAUUAGGACAGCACUACCAAACAUGGACAGAGAAGCCCGAGAACAUUAUUCUGUUGUAAUCCAAGCAAAGGAUAUGGCGGGUCAAGUUGGAGGACUCUCUGGAACAACUACCAUCAACGUUACACUUAUUGAUGUCAAUGACAAUCCACCAAAAUUUCCUCAAAAACAUUACCAACUUUACGUUCUAGAAUCAGCCCAAGUUGGGUCGGCUGUUGGGAAAAUCAAGGCACAUGAUGCGGAUAUUGGACUUAAUGCUGACAUCAGAUACUCCAUUGUCAAUGGAGAUGGUGUGUUCUCUAUAUCCACUGAUAAGGAAACAAGGGAAGGAAUCCUUUUGCUUAAGAAGCCUUUAAAUUAUGAGAAAAAGAAGUUAUAUUCGCUAAACAUUGAAGGAGUAAAUACGCAUCUGGAUUCAAGAUUUUUUCACCUGGGACCUUUCAAAGACUCCACCAUGUUAAAAGUUAUUGUUGGGGAUGUAGAUGAGGCACCUUUGUUCACAAAGCCUUUUUAUGAGAUGGAUGUUUAUGAGAAUGCUGAUAUAGGAACAAUUGUGGGAAUAGUAACAGCUCAUGAUCCUGACAGUUCUAGUAGCCUAAUAAGAUAUUUUAUGGAUAAUACACAAGAGGAGAAGAUUUUUGAAAUUGAUUCAAUAAAUGGUGCAAUUAGGACAACUAGACGACUGGAUCGGGAAGAAAUCCCCUGGUACAACAUAACAGUAUCAGCAUCAGAGAUAGAUAACCCAACCCUAGUGAGCGAUGUUUCCGUUGGUAUCAAAGUGCUAGAUAUGAAUGAUAAUCCACCGUAUAUUGCAAAUGAAGAUGCAGUUGUGUGUGAAAACGGAAGACCUGGGCAGGUUAUUCACACGAUCACAGCCAUAGAUAAAGAUGACACCGCAAAUGGGAACCAAUUUUAUUUUUCUCUACAAGAAAGUCAAGGACAAAACCCAAAUUUUACUUUAAGAAACAACGAAGAUAACACAGCAAGUGUUUUAACAAAACGGAGAAGAUUUAGCAGAACAUCUCAAGAUAUUUACUACCUUCCCAUUGUGCUUGCCGAUGGUGGAAGCCCAUCUUUAAGUAGCACCAGCACCCUGACUAUUAGAGUUUGUGCCUGUGAAAGAGAUGGACGUGUACAAACCUGCCAUGCUGAAGCUUUUCUAUCAUCUGCUGGACUAAGUACUGGAGCCCUAAUCGCAAUUCUGCUCUGUGUUAUCAUUCUACUGGCUAUUGUUGUUCUUUUUAUAACUCUUCGGCGAGGAAAGAAAGAACCUCUUAUAAUUGCUGAAGAAGAUGUGCGUGAAAAUGUUGUAACAUAUGAUGAUGAAGGUGGAGGGGAAGCAGACACUGAAGCUUUUGAUAUUUCCGCUCUUCGAAACCCAUCAGCAGCAGAGGAUUUAAAAUACAGGAGGGAUGUAAGACCAGAAGUAAUGUGUACACCGAGACAUCAAGAUCAAUCUGCUGUUGAAACAAUCAACGUUCAGGAAUUUCUCAAUCAAAAGUUGGCUGAGGCAGACCAUGACCCAAGUGUUCCCCCAUAUGACUCUUUACAGACAUAUGCUUAUGAGGGUCAAAGGUCUGAAGAAGGAUCCAUAAGCUCUCUAGAUUCUUUAGGAUCGCCAUCUGACCAAGACUAUACUUUUCUUGAUGAUUGGGGACCAGAGUUUAAAAAACUAGCAGAACUCUAUGGAGAAAAGGAAUCUGAAAGAACAAAUUAGUUUCCAAAUACAAAAACUGUUUUAUUUUACAAAACAGCUCAAAGCAUAACCACAAGAAAACAUAAAAAAAAUAAAUUGAUACUUGGAACUCAACACGUUGUUCACUUUUACUGUAGAAACAAGUGCCAUUUUCAUAUAUAAAACUGGGUUUCAAAUUUUCAAAUAUACAGAUACAA
Messenger RNA from Hyla sarda, 3236 nucleotides. RefSeq names its product cadherin 18 (gene CDH18). The transcript is spliced from 12 exons. Gene Ontology annotation, cellular component: catenin complex; plasma membrane; adherens junction. Lineage: Eukaryota; Metazoa; Chordata; Amphibia; Anura; Hylidae. The record is from RefSeq and is a predicted model, not a curated record. Bases 580 to 3060 code for a protein of 826 amino acids. Gene Ontology annotation, molecular function: cadherin binding; calcium ion binding. Gene Ontology annotation, biological process: adherens junction organization; cell-cell junction assembly; cell morphogenesis.